UCUCCCCUGUUUCCCCCUGUUUUUCAUAUGCUUAAAUAUUAUACAAGUAGCUUUCAAGACUUCAACUUUAUUAUAUUAUAUAGUUGUGUAGCAACUUUUGAGUUGAAGAAAAGGGUGUAGCUAUGUUUAGCCCCAAAUCAAGGUCAGGUUCUAGUGAUGAAGAUUGUCGAAAUCGAUACGUUGAGACUGACCCGACUGGGCGAUAUGGGCGGUUUAAGGAAGUUCUUGGAAGAGGGUCAAUGAAAACUGUCUACAAAGCAAUUGAUGAAGUUCUUGGGAUGGAAGUAGCAUGGGGCCAAGUCAAGCUUCAUGAUUUGCUCCGAUCUCCAGAAGACUUGCAACGACUUCAUUCAGAAGUUCACCUUCUCAGUACGCUCAAUCACGAUUCAAUCAUCAAAUUCUACACAUCAUGGAUUGAUGUGGAAAGGAGAACCUUUAAUUUCAUUACUGAAAUGUUCACUUCAGGAACCCUCAAAGAGUACAGGAAGAAAUAUAACAAAGUGGAUAUGCGGGCUAUAAAGAUUUGGGCUCGCCAGAUCCUAUCGGGCUUGAUUUAUCUCCAUGGUCAUGAUCCUCCAGUGAUCCAUAGAGACCUUAAGUGUGACAACAUCUUUGUAAAUGGUCAUCUGGGACAAGUAAAGAUUGGUGAUCUCGGGCUUGCAGCUAUUCUUCGUGGCUCGUGCAGAGCACAUACCAUAAUCGGCACACCAGAGUUCAUGGCACCAGAACUAUAUGAUGAAAACUACAAUGAGUUGGUUGAUGUGUACUCAUUUGGCAUGUGCAUACUAGAAAUGCUAACUCAUGAAUAUCCAUACAGUGAAUGUACCAAUCCAGCUCAAAUUUACAAAAAAGUAACAUCGGGCAAGCUUCCACGAGCAUUCUACAAAGUAAAAGAUCUCGAAGCUCAAUGCUUCAUAGGAAAAUGUUUGGUCAAUGCUUCAAAUAGGUUAUCAGCUAAGGAUUUAAUGCUUGAUCCAUUUUUAGCCAUGGAAGAAGAUGAACUAGCACCUGUACCAAAAUAUGCUCAUCAGAAACCGUUUAUGAAUGAUGAUAUUGAAAUCGAGAAGCUGAAUUUGCAUGGAUAUCCACCACGAACCAACAUGUCUAUUGCAGGGAAAUUGAAUCCAGAUGAUGAUACUAUCAUUCUCCGGGUUCAAAUUGCUGAUACAGAAGGUUCUGUUAGAAAUGUAUACUUCCCUUUUGACACUUUAAAUGAUACUGCGGAUGAAGUUGCAUCUGAAAUGGUGAAGGAACUUGAUAUCAUAGAUUGGGAGCCAUCUGAUAUCUCUGAUAUGAUAAAUGGAGAAAUUUCUGCUCUCAUACCCGCUUGGAAUGGUGACCCACAUAAACUACAUCUCAAUCAUGAUGAAGAAGAUAAUCACAACCCUUCGCCCCACUCUCUAUCGUCCUCUGCAUCAUCUCAGUUAUCAUUCUCAGGAAUGAAUGCUUCCCGACAGGUAGAGGGAAUGGUGUCUGGUUGUGAUUGGUUGCAAGAUCACUAUUUUGAUGAUACAAGUUCUCAAGGGUCUGUAGUUUCAGGAACAUAUUCAAAUUUGAGUUACGUUUCUGCUGAAGACCACCACGAAUACAGUUCUUUAAGUCCAAAAAACGUAACCCACAACUCUACUAGGUUCGGUCAUGGAGAUAAAGCUACAAAGAAUUAUGAAAACCAAUCAAAUGUAGCAGUUGAUUUUCAUGGAGCUUCAACAUCUAAAGCUAGCACGGGGACUGGACCUAUGUUAUUAAGAAACCGAUCUCUGGUUGACAUGAGAAGUCAAUUGCUCCAUAAAUCUUUGGUGGAAGAGGUUAGUAAACGCCGUCUAUCAAAAACUGUUGGAACUGUUGAAGAUGUUGGGUUCCAGGCACCCAUUGAGAGUUCGAGGUCAAGGCUUGGUGGUGGUCAGCGACUCAAGCACAACAGAAGAAGGGUUUGACUCCAUGUCAAAUGCUUAGCAUUAGUCCUAAAACAAAGUUAUAGUAUGUGCCUUGGAAGGUAUCAUUAUAAGUUCGUCUUCAACUCACAGUUUCGGCAUAUGUCAUGGUCCGGUUUGGGUUGCAUCGAACGUAAAGGUUGCAUAUUUGUAUGUAAGCUUGGGUUCCAAAAGGUGCCCUAAGAAUGAGACCACAUUCACUGUAUAAAAACGAUCAAAUAUAUAGUUAUUUAUAAAUUGCAAUAUAUAAAGUACAAGUGAUUACAAGAUUUGUUGUAUUUAAUUUGAAAAAUAAGAGGCCGGUUUUAAUAAUGACA
Molecule: messenger RNA, 2248 nt
Organism: Erigeron canadensis
Lineage: Eukaryota; Viridiplantae; Streptophyta; Magnoliopsida; Asterales; Asteraceae
Product: probable serine/threonine-protein kinase WNK4
Exons: 7
Coding region: 123-1934 (603 amino acids)
Biological process (GO): intracellular signal transduction; protein phosphorylation
Cellular component (GO): cytoplasm
Molecular function (GO): protein serine/threonine kinase activity; ATP binding
Source: RefSeq, a predicted model, not a curated record